Humulus lupulus (European hop) is the source of this 1374-nucleotide messenger RNA. RefSeq lists its product as uncharacterized. The coding region runs from base 1 to 1374 and encodes 457 amino acids. Lineage: Eukaryota; Viridiplantae; Streptophyta; Magnoliopsida; Rosales; Cannabaceae. The transcript has a single exon. The record is from RefSeq and is a predicted model, not a curated record.
AUGGAAUAUCUCUCUCGGCUGCUUCAACUUGGAGCUAUGAUGCCUGCUUUUUGGUUCCACCCAAUGUGUAAAAGUCUCAAGAUCAUCAACUUAUGUUUUGCUGAUGAUUUAGUGAUUUUUUGUAAAGCUAACUGUGGCUCUGUUCAAAUUAUAAAACAGGUUUUUGAUGAUUUUUGCAACAGUUCUGGUAUGAAGGCCAAUCUCAGGAAGUCACAAGUGUUUUUUGGUGGCAUAUCUACUCAAGAUAAGGCUCAGUUACAACAGGUUUUACAUCUUGAAGAAGGCUCAUUCCCUCUCAAAUAUCUUGGGAUUCCUAUGCGACCUACUAAGUGGAAUGAGGCUGACUGUGGUGAAAUACUGAAAAAAAUUAAGCUUAGGCUUCACACUUGGUCUAGCAGGCAUUUAUCUUAUGCAGGUAAGGUUCAGCUUAUUUCCUCAGUUCUUUUGGGGCUGCGCAACUAUUGGAUGAAUAUUUUCUUAUUGCCUCAGAGUAUAAUAAAAGAGGUUGACAAACUUUGUAUGUGGUUUCUUUGGGGCAACAAUGGUUCCUGGAGUAACUUUCAUCUCACUUCAUGGUCUAAUGUUUGUUUGCCUAAAUCGUUUGGAGGAUUGGGUUUUGGUGAAGGAACUAAAUGGAACAAGGCCAUGCUUGGAAAAUAUAUUUGGGCAAUUAGCCAUCAACGGGAGGCUUUAUGGGUGAAAUGGAUUCAUUCCGUGUACUUAAAGGGACAAACUUUUUGGCACUACCAACUUAAGGCUGAUACAAGUUGGUACUGGAAAAAAAUUUGUCAAUUGCGAAGCAUUUUUACUCAAGAGGAUAUUGAUAAAGCUAGUAGUCAAGGGAAAUUUAAAAUUGGGCUGUUAUAUGCUAGUCUUAUUCACCAAGCUCCUGUCAAAUACCAUCAAUUUGUGUGGAGCAGAAUGAGUGUUCCCAAGCAUAAAUUCAUCACUUGGCAAGCUAUUAAUUCUAAGCUUUUAACUAGAGAUCAUCUACUUCGAGUUUUUAUGCUUCUUGAAUCAACUCUAUGCCCGGUUUGUGAGCUGGUUGAUGAGAGCCAUAGCCACUUGUUUUUUGACUACAUAUUUUCCCAGCAGGUGGUUCGGCAUAUUCAGGAUUGGGUUAGCUGUAAUUGGCUUCUUUGUUUCUCUGUCUGGACUGGUUGGAUUGAAGACAUGAGGAGGGGAGUUCGUGCCUCGUUAGUGGCGGCUAUUUUCUCAGCCACAGUUUAUUAUCUUUGGCAUAAUAGGAACAAUUGUUUUAUUCAUCAUUACUCUCUUAGUGUCAAAGCUGUGAUUGAUAUGAUCAAAAAAGACAUCAUGUAUAGACUUAGUUUUUCUCAUAAGAAACUGAGAGGCUUUGAGCUUAGUUUUUGA